AUGGUGACGAUUCUUUAUGCCCUUGUGGAGUCCGCGGAGGGGGUUCCCUUAGCCGAGGCUCAGGCUGUCCCGAGCGUGCACGCGGCGAGCGCCAAGAAGGUGCUCGCCAGCAUCAAGAGGCCACUUGUGGAGCGGAGGUGCGUCACGUACAACGGCUACUCGUACGACAUAUUGCCGCACAGGGACGGGACCGUGUACAUGUGCGUCACUGAGGAAUCCUGCAGCCGCGUAACUUCAUUCAGGUUUCUAGAGGCUGCUCGGCGACACUGCAGCUCACAGUGUGGCAACCCUGCUAGUAUGGCUGCCGAGUUGAGGAAGGAGGUGGAGUUGUUUAACGACGCACAGAGCACAAAAAUACGUGAUCUUUCUUCAAAAAUCGAAACCGUCAAGGGGACCAUGAUCGCGAAUGUGGAUAAAUUAUUGUCCCGCGAGGACAGACUUGAUGCGCUGUUAUUGCAGUCCUCCGCGCUUGAGGGCGAAUCAUCGGCAUUCCGACAGAAUGCAAGGAGUCUGGAGCGCCAGUCUCUCUGCCGGCGGAUUGCUAUCGGUGUCGCCGUUGCUCUCGUUGUUAUAGUUUUGCUCUUUAUGCUUGUGCUUAUGAUAUGCUCCAGGGACGGGGUCAACUUUGAUCGCUGCCGCGGCCAUUGA
Molecule: messenger RNA, 648 nt
Organism: Trypanosoma conorhini
Lineage: Eukaryota; Euglenozoa; Kinetoplastea; Trypanosomatida; Trypanosomatidae
Product: putative vesicle-associated membrane protein 713
Exons: 1
Coding region: 1-648 (215 amino acids)
Biological process (GO): vesicle-mediated transport
Cellular component (GO): membrane
Source: RefSeq, a predicted model, not a curated record